Molecule: messenger RNA, 1554 nt
Organism: Nakaseomyces glabratus
Lineage: Eukaryota; Fungi; Ascomycota; Saccharomycetes; Saccharomycetales; Saccharomycetaceae
Gene: CTS1
Product: chitinase
Biological process (GO): chitin catabolic process; carbohydrate metabolic process
Cellular component (GO): extracellular region
Molecular function (GO): chitinase activity; chitin binding
Source: RefSeq, a predicted model, not a curated record
AUGAUUCAAAUCCUUCUACCGCUCUUGUUUAUUUUGAGCACUGUUUUUGCAUUUGAUAUAAACUCAAAAACUAAUGUUGCUGUCUAUUGGGGUCAAAAUUCUGCUGGUUCUCAGAAAUCCCUUGCUAGCUAUUGUCAAAAUACAGAAGCAGACAUUUUUCUCCUAUCCUUCAUGAACUCAUUCCCAGCUAUCGGGCUAAAUUUUGCCGAUGCCUGUACUACCACAUUUCCAGAUGGCUUGCUACAAUGUUCUCAAAUUGCUGAAGAUAUUAAGACCUGUCAAUCUUUGGGUAAGAAGGUCUUAUUAUCAAUGGGUGGUGCAUCCGGUGCUUACGGUUUCGCGGAUGAUGCCCAGGCUGAAGCAUUUGCUACUACUCUAUGGAACACAUUUGGUGAGGGCUCAGAUAUUUCAGUUGAGCGUCCAUUUGGCCAAUCCAUUGUAGACGGUUUUGAUUUUGAUAUUGAGAACAAUAAUGGUAAAGGUUAUGCCGCUCUAGUAUCAAAACUAAGGCAACUGUUCAGCAAUGGCUCUAAACAAUAUUAUAUUUCUGCGGCUCCACAAUGUCCAUACCCAGAUGCCUCAGUUGGUGAUUUAUUGGCUAACGCUGAUGUGGAUUUCGCUUUCAUUCAGUUCUAUAAUAACUACUGCAAUGUUGAGGCACAAUUCAACUGGGACGACUGGAAGAAUUUCGCUAUCAACACUUCACCAAAUAAAAACAUUAAAUUGUACUUAGGUCUUCCAGGUGCACCAUCUGCUGCUGGCUCAGGUUAUAUUUCUAACCUUGACAAUUUAUCAAAAGUAAUAAAAGAAAUAUCUAGUUUAGCAAAUUUCGGUGGUAUCUCUUUGUGGGACGCAUCUCAAGCCACAUCAAACGUUAUCGAUGGUGCUGAUUAUCUGUCUCAAAUGAAAAACAUACUUAAGAGUGCUGCUGGUAGCACUGAGACACCUACUACAUCUUCAAGCUAUUCUAUGCCUUCCAAUCUAAUCACUAACACUGGCGAACAAAGUUCAUCUGUUUUAGUUUCUUCUGUAGAGCGUACAACCACCACAUUAGAGCCAACUUCAAUUAUUUCUUCUAGCAGUUUUAGUGACUCUGCGCCUACACCUACCAACUCUCAUAUUACCACUACGCUUCAACCAAAUACUAACACACCACCUGCAGCGGCUCAAGAUUCUUCAGCUAAUGUUCAAGUUUCGGUAACUCCUAGUACAACCACGACUACACCUGAUAGUCCAUCUAAUCAUUUGAAUGAUGUUUCCCCAACCCCUUCAACUCCAGCUCCUUCAUCUCCUGCUAAUCCUUCUCCAGACACUCCCGCUCAUACGAUAGCUAAACAAUUGAAUGCGCAAUAUGCCGCCGGUCAAUUCAAUGGUAAAUCUUCCUGUCAAGAUGGUGAAUUAUCUUGCUCUGCAGAUGGUAAAUUCGCUAUGUGUGCUCAUGGUAGCUGGGUUGAGAUGGCAUGUGCCGCCGGAACAACUUGCUACGCUUAUGAUAGCGGAAAUUCAGUCUUUACUCAGUGUAAUUAUGUUGAUUUAAAGGCAUCAUUUGUUUAA